UUUCCUGUGUCUUUGAUUUUGCUCAUAUAACUUUUUAUAUAUGUUUUUUUUUGAGGAACUGGGCCGGGCGCUGCUGUGUGGAGUGUGUCUACCUACUAGGAAGUAGACGUGAGGCUGCUCCUCCCUGCUCCAGCCCUGUGUACAACCUCUGCACCGCGUUCUGUCUCUCAUAUGGAACAAGACCGGACGCCUCCAUGCUCCGAGGCCCCUGCCAACCUUCACUAAGGUAGCUUGCUUGUGACCUAUUUCCAUCAUGUCUGAAGAUGAAGAUGAGGAGUGUUGGAAUAGACUGGACUGUUACCGGGUUAAGCUGAUCUCCAUCAUAGAUCCUAACCGGAUAACCCCAUACCUGCGCCAGUGCCGCGUCCUUAACAGCGACGAUGAAGAGAAAGUCUUCAAUGACCCCAGCCUCGUCAUCCGCAAGAGGAAAGUGGGGGUGUUGCUGGAUAUUCUCCAGAAAACAGGGUGUAAUGGAUAUGGCGCUUUCCUUGAAAGUCUGGAACUGUAUUACCCCCACUUGUACAUGAAGAUAACUGGAAAAGAGCCCACACGCGUCUUCUCCAUGAUCAUAGACACCGCAGGAGAAUCCAGCCUGACUCAGCUUCUCAUGAACGAAAUGUUAAAACUCCAGCAGACUAUUCAGGAGGAGAGGCGAAAAUACAGAGAGCUGCAUGCCGUAGUCCAGGAGAAGGAUGACGUCAUUCGGCAAGUGCAGGUUAAGGACAGUGAGCUUAGGAAACACCAGGAGAGGGUCCUCAAGAUGAAAGAGGAGGGAGAAAACCUGAACAAAGAGCUCAAGAAGUGCAAGGAUGAGAACUAUGAACUGGCCAUGAAGUACGCCCGACAGAGCGACGAGAAGAACACUGCACUCAUAAAGAACCGAGAGCUACAGCUAGAGAUCGAGAAGCUGAAGCACAACCUGAUGAGGGCGGAGGACGACUGCAAACUGGAGAGGAAGCAAACAAUGAAGCUAAAAAACGCAAUCGAAAAGCGGCCAAGUCAGGACGUCAUCUAUGAGCUGCAGAGAGAGAACCACCUUCUGAAGGCCAGACAGCAGGAACUGGAUAACACUCCUGCUCUACAGAAUUUCCAGAAAGACACGACGGGGGAGAGGACAAAACAAUAUAUGCAGGAUCUGGAGAACGAGAGCAGGCAGGCCCUGGAGGAGCAUCAGAAACUGGUCAAUAACAUCUACACCCUGAAGAUGAGCCUGAGACAAGCCGAGGACCUCCGAGAUAAGUACUUGGAAGAGAAGGAAGUUCUGGAGCUGCAGUGCAGCACCUUAAAGAAAGACUCCAGUGUAUACAAGGAACGCAUUGAAGCCAUACUGCAGCAGAUGGAGGAGGUGUGCAUUGAGCGCAACCAGGCCAAUGCUACAAGAGAACAGUUCUACGCGCAGUAUACCAAGUGUCUUACAGAGAAAGACUUGUACAGAAAGCAGAUCCGCGAACUAGGGGAAAGGUGCGACGACCUACAAAUCCAGCUGUUCAGGAGCGAGGGAAGACUGCUAGCUCUGGAGACAAAACUAAAAAGGACGGAUUCGCCAGCGCUGUCCUCCGAUGCAGACGAGCUUUCAUCGCGCAGCUCCCAGGAAAUCAACGUGCAAAAUUUUCAAGAUGAGCAACCGUCGCCGACCACAGAUCCUGGUAAUCGGGUCUUGGCUAGCGGUAUGAGAAUGAGUCGCGUGCGCAAAGUGUUUUGGGUGAAACCGCCAGGAAUGGGCCACAACGAAGAAAACCACGAUCAAUUGUCCCAGACUCAUGACGAUGUCCACGGCGCGGAGAACGGAGAACUGACGUUCAAAAACAAAAGAAAAGUUUAUAACAACACUGAACAUGGCCGCAGAAAAGGAGCCCUAAGAAAAAAAGAAUCCUCACAACAAAAAAAAGAAUACUCCACAUCAGAAAGCGAGACCGAGGGGACGUCAUAGGAGCCCGCUCCAAGUCCAGCAGUGGAGACCUCCGUGUACACUAUUGUGCUUGGACGAAACACUAAAAGGACAGUGGAUCCAGAACUUGGUUCCUGUGAUGCCAGUCCAUGCAAAGGUUUGCACCUAUGGGCGCAUAAUGUAUGGUAUAUCUUGGAGGUAUAUGCUGAGAGAUCCUUCCGACAUACACCUGUGAGGUACACCGCAAUCACAGUGUGAAUAGACCCAAAGGGCUUUAAGGGCUGAAAAUGUUAUAAAUCCCAAUGUAUAGGUUUAUAGAAACACUCCAGGAGCAAAAAAUACGUGGCUCUGGCUGUCAAAUUGUGCAGCAAAGUGUCUGAGCCCGUCUUAAAUAUACCUGAAAUUGCAGCAACUGAUCAUUUGGAAAAUGGUACGUAAAAUUGCCAAAUUGAUGAGAUUAGUCACCUUCCAGAGUCGGCAUAUCUGCAAAAAUCUGGCAGUAAGGGGAGUCUUGCCAAGCAUCAUUGCCCUCAGUUCGGUGCCAGUUAAAGGCUAUGGACACCUUCGGGGACAAUUUUUUUGUAUGAUUUGCAUUUUACUCAUUUUGGCCUAAAAAUAAUUUUUUCAAUUGGACUUUACUAAAAAAAAAAAAUAUUCAGCUGUUCUGUCACAAAG
Molecule: messenger RNA, 2563 nt
Organism: Bufo bufo (common toad)
Lineage: Eukaryota; Metazoa; Chordata; Amphibia; Anura; Bufonidae
Gene: CARD9
Product: caspase recruitment domain family member 9
Exons: 14
Coding region: 254-1930 (558 amino acids)
Biological process (GO): regulation of apoptotic process; positive regulation of canonical NF-kappaB signal transduction
Source: RefSeq, a predicted model, not a curated record